Messenger RNA from Gadus morhua (Atlantic cod), 1411 nucleotides. Its product is annotated as butyrophilin subfamily 1 member A1-like. The transcript has 6 exons. Gene Ontology annotation, cellular component: external side of plasma membrane. The record is from RefSeq and is a predicted model, not a curated record. Gene Ontology annotation, molecular function: signaling receptor binding. Gene Ontology annotation, biological process: regulation of cytokine production; T cell receptor signaling pathway. Lineage: Eukaryota; Metazoa; Chordata; Actinopteri; Gadiformes; Gadidae. The coding region runs from base 194 to 985 and encodes 263 amino acids.
AGAAGAAGAAGAAGAAGAAGAAGAAGAAGAAGAAGUAGUUUCGGUGUGGAUGGAAUUGCAUCUGUGAAACGAAAGCGUAUUAACCUGCAUGUUAAAACGUGCACAUCGAAAACACAUUUCCAAAGAAGUACAAAGGUAAAUAAAUAAUAAUAAUAAUGUAUUAUUAGUCAGAGCAACCUCUUCAGGACUUCUCAUGGAAGUCAUCGUUCUCCUGUUGAUCUGCUUUUCUGCAGGGGAAGCUCUUAACGUGAGGGCACUGGUCGGUGACGACGUCACUCUGUCUGUCGAUACAAAGACGUCGUCAGACAUCGGCGAGAAUGUAAUGGAGUGGUCCAGGACAGACCUGAAUCCUGAUAUUGUCCAUCGGCAUGAAAACCGUCGGACCAUUUAUGAACAUCAGAAUCCGGCAUACAGAGGCAGGACGAUGCUGUCAGCAGAAGAUCUGGACAGGGGAAUCAUCUCCCUCAAACUGUCAGACGUCCGACUGGCCGAUGAGGGGAACUACACCUGCCUGUUCAAGUCCACAGAAAACAUGUACUCUGUCCAUCUCCUUGUAGGUGCAGCCUCCUCCCCAUUCAUAACCCUGGAGGAAGUCAAGGGUGAGGUCCUGGUUCUGGGCUGCCGGGCUAAAGGCUGGUACCCACAACCAAAGCUCUCCUGGUGGAACGCUGAAGGAGCCCUCCUGCCCGCCGUAACCAUGCCUGCAAACCAAGAAGAAGACCGACUCUACAACAUUUCCAGCACCCUGGUAGUGGAGAGGACGAGUCCGAACAGACACCUCAUCUGUAGAGUUCAUCAGGAGCUCUUCAACCAGACCAGGGAGACAGAGAUACACCUUCCUGAGAACUUCUUUCCAGGUUUGGUCCAGCCAUGUCGAACUAGCGAUGGAUUGUUUGCUGUUACGGGUGUUCUUUUGGUGGCUAUGGUGAUUUUGGGGAUUUGCCUACAGAAACAUUCGUCGAAACUCCCAAAACGAGAUGGAUAAGAGGGUUGUGUCUGGCCAAUAUGAAGAUUUGAGAUCCUUAUACAGAAUCACACAAGCUGCCACUGCCAACUAUGUGCCUCUAGCUAGCUGCUACUGCUCGCUAUGUGUCCCUUGCUAGCUGCUACUGCCCACUUUGUGCCUCUAGCUGGCUGCUAAUGCUCGCUAUGUGUCCCUUGCUAUUUGCUACUGCCCACUUUGUGCCUCUAACUAGCGGCUACUGCUCGCUAUGUGCGUCUAAUGGCGUUUUUCCAACGCGGGUGCGUUUAGGCCCAGUACGAUUUAGGUCUGGUAGUGUAGGUGGCGGUUAGGCACAGCCCCGUUGCGGCUCGCGUUUCCACCGCCGACAGUACACUUUAUGGUAGGGUGGGGUUUAAGCCGGAUGGCGAUAGCCGCGGUAGCUACUAGGGGUGUGACGAGAUCUCGUGC